Molecule: messenger RNA, 579 nt
Organism: Octodon degus (degu)
Lineage: Eukaryota; Metazoa; Chordata; Mammalia; Rodentia; Octodontidae
Product: interferon lambda-3-like
Exons: 5
Coding region: 1-579 (192 amino acids)
Biological process (GO): positive regulation of immune response; defense response to virus; innate immune response
Molecular function (GO): cytokine activity
Source: RefSeq, a predicted model, not a curated record
AUGCUGCUGUUGCUGCUGCUACUGUUGGCCACAGUGCAGUCCAGGACAGGGGCUGUUCCUGUGGUCAGAAAGCUCCACGUUUCCCUGGACACCAGGGAAUGUCAUAUAGCCCAGUUCCAGUCUCUGUCACCACAAGAGUUGCAGGCCUUCAAGACAGCCAAGGAUGCCUGUGAAGAGCAGCUCCUGCUGAAGGACUCCAGGUGCAGAGCGCACCUCUUCCCCAGGACUUGGGACCUGAGGCAGCUGCAGGUGUGGGAGCGCCCCGUGGCCCUGCAGGCUGAGCUGGCCCUGACACUGGAGGUCCUGGGCACCGUGACUGACCCAUCCCUUGGGGACAUCCUGGAGCAGCCCCUCCACACCCUGCGUCACAUCUAUGCCAAGCUGCAGGCCUGUGUCCUGUCCUCGCCCACAGCACAACGCAGGCCCCGCAGCCGCCGCCUGUCCCAUUUCCUGCAGAGGCUCAACCAGGCCUCCAAGAAGGAGUCCCGUGGCUGCCUCCAGGCCUCUGUUGCCUUGAACCUCUUCCGCCUACUCACCCGGGACCUGAGAUGUGUUGCCAGGCCUGACCUGUGUGCCUGA